Molecule: messenger RNA, 3601 nt
Organism: Amphiprion ocellaris (clown anemonefish)
Lineage: Eukaryota; Metazoa; Chordata; Actinopteri; Pomacentridae
Exons: 1
Coding region: 212-2830 (872 amino acids)
Source: RefSeq, a predicted model, not a curated record
UGCUGUAAGGUUCAAGCUCUCUGUAAAUACUUCUAUUUUUUUUCUUGCUGUGUCCACCAGUUUUUUUUUUUUGCACUGUAAAUAUUUAUAUACACUUUUAAAGGAUUUGGUGCAAAUAAAAGAAUUCACUGUUUUUGGGACUCUUCGGCCUUGCCAUCAUUUUUAUAACUUUUUUUUAAACGAACCCGUGACAUUUGGUGUCAGAAGUGGGAUGGCUGGUCGAAGGAAGAGACGCUCUCAGCAGAGAAAAAUGGAAGAAGAGGAACUUGCAUCCGAAGAAGCAUCUGAAAUGGCCCAACCCAUGAGUGAGUUCCUGGGGCUCAUGAAAGACUUUAUGAUCGGGCAACAGAAGAGAGAGGAGGGGCUCCUGGCAGCAAUGAGAGGACUCCAAGCUUCUUUGCCUGCUUCUCAGCCACAGCAAGCCCAAGCAGCCGAGCAGAGACCUGGGGUAUCCAAUCCAGCACAAGGGGCAGCGUCGCCGUCUGCAGAGUCGAUGCUGAGCCUUAGGGGUCUACCUACUCCCGCUCCACGUCAGCGUCGUAGCUCCCCCAUAGCCACACCUGAGUCUCGUGGGGGCGGUGGAGAGGAACAUUCCCGUGCAGACGCCCGACCCUAUGGGGACCCAAAGAUCCCUCAGUAUGUCAAUGGAGAGGACAUUGAAAAUUACCUCCUGCGCUUUGAACGCAUCGCCAAGACAUGGGCGUGGCCACAGGAGGAGUGGGCCUGUCGCCUGGUGCCAUUACUCAGUGGAAAGGCACUGGAGGCCUACACAGCGAUGGACGAAGAGAGGGCCCACCUGUACCCCGACCUGAGGGCGGCGCUGCUGGCUAAAUUUGACAUCUCGCCAGAGACGUAUCGUCAGCAGUUCCGGUCCAGCGCGGUUCCACCUGGAGAGAACCCAACGGAGACGUACCACCGCUUAAAGGGGCUCUAUCGCCGAUGGAUCCGUCCGGAGCAGCACACGAAGGAGCAGAUUGGUGAGCAGAUCAUCCUGGAGCAGCUGCUGCGUGUCCUUCCUGCCGACAUCCACACCUGGGUGAAGGAGCACGAGCCUGCAGAUGGGCUAGCUGCAUCCAAGCUAGUGCUGCAGUACAUCAAUGCGCGGAAAGGAGGCCCAGCCGCACACCCAGGAGGUCCCAGUUGUCAGCUUUUGUCACAACCCAGGCCAGCAGUGAGAUCCGGUUACCAGCCCCCUGGAGACUUCAACACAGCACCCAAUCAGCGUGGGCCCGGUAAGGAGCUAAUCUGUUUCUACUGCCAGCAGCCAGGCUACAAAGCAUCCUUGUGCCCCAUCAGAAAAGCUAAACUUACGGGUGCCUGUUACACUCCACGUGCUGAAGCUGUAAAUGCUGUAGGGAGACGGCAGCGUUUUAAGGACAUUACAGUUAAUGGCCAGCCUGUGACUGCUCUCCUUGACUCUGGCAGCUUCCUAACCCUAGUCCGGAGGGACUUGGUGCCAACUGGAAUGGUGGAUUUUAGCAGACAGGAAGACAUUUUGUGUGUGCAUGGAGACCGACAUGCCUACCCCACAGCUGAUUUGACUGUUGGAGUGAAAGGACAGGCCUACUUGCUAACUGUGGGGGUGGUGGAAAAGUUGCCUGUUGCUGCCAUCUUGGGGUGGGACUUACCUGUGCUGCUGGAUGUACUGCUGAAAGAGAGGGGGCCAAUCCACCAGCGGUCCUAUCGGGUGCCACAACAUCUCGUGGAGAAGCUCCUGAAGGAAGUGGAGGAGAUGCAGCGUCUGGGGGUGUGUGAGCCAUCCCAGUCCGAGUGGUGCAGUCCGGUGGUCAUCGUGGUGAAGAAGGACGGCUCACUUCGCAUUUGCAUUGACUUCCGGAAGCUCAACACCAUGUCGGAGUUCGAUGCCUACCCGAUGCCCCGGAUCGAUGAUCUCCUGGAGAAGAUUGGGUGGGCCAAGUUCAUCACCACCCUCGACCUCUGCAAGGGCUACUGGCAGGUGCCCCUGGAAGAGUCCAGUCGCCCUUACACGGCCUUCCAGACACCUGCAGGCCUCUUCCAGUUCACGGUGAUGCCUUUCGGUCUCCACGGAGCACCCGCCACCUUCCAGAGGCUGAUGGACCGGGUCCUGCAGGGGUGUGGGGACUGCAGUGCCGCCUACCUGGAUGAUGUGGUCAUCUUCAGCAACACCUGGGAGGAGCAUCUGCAGCACCUGGAGCGGGUCCUGAGCCAGAUCCAGCAGGCCGGCCUGACACUCAAUCCUGCCAAGUGUCAGUGGGCCAAAGAAGAAGCAAUGUACCUAGGCUACAGGCUUGGACGCGGCGAAGUCCGACCGCAGAUGGACAAGGUGGAGGCCAUCCGCAGCUGCCCGCGGCCCCACACGAAGAAGGAGGUGAGGUCCUUCCUGGGCCUGGCCGGCUGGUACAGGAGGUUUGUCCCGCAGUUCACCACCAUUGCUGCUCCGCUGACCGCGCUGACUGCGAAGGACCAGAGGAAUCCUGUCGCCUGGAGCGAGGACUGCGAGACCGCCUUCGAGACCCUGAAGACCCACCUGUGUUCCUCACCCGUGCUGAGGAGUCCUGACUUCAACCAGAGGUUCCUGGUCCAGACCGACGCGUCCGCCGUGGGACUGGGAGCUGUCCUGGCCCAGGGUCCGCCAGGAGAGGAACGUCCGGUUCUUUACAUGAGCCGAAAGCUGCUGCCCCGUGAGACCCGGUACUCUACUGUCGAGAAGGAGGGCCUCGCGAUCAAGUGGGCUCUGGAGAGCUUGCGGUACUACCUGUUGGGGAGGGAGUUCGACCUGGAGACCGACCACCGGGCUCUGACAUGGAUGAACUCUAUGAAAGACCACAACAGUCGUCUCACCCGGUAGUACCUCGCCCUUCAGCCGUUCCAGUUCCAGAUCCGUCACCGAGCCGGCAGGACCAACGUCGUGGCGGACUAUCUCUCCAGGUUGCCGCACAUCGCCAACCUCGGGGAGGAGAGGGAUAAUGUGACGGAGCACCUCUAAAUGCCCCGUCACUCUUAAGCCCUGUGCGCCUUUUCUCCUCUCGGCGGCUCCGGGGGGGGCGGGGUGCAGGAGCGCGCCGCGCUCCAUUGUUCUCACAGCGCGUGCUGAGAAACUGUUUGCCGAGAUCGCCCACACGUUCCCCGGCCCUGGACUCAUAAACUGCCCUUCAUACUCCUCCCCAUAUCUGGACUCACUUCUUCCCUGUUGUAACGCGUCGAGGGUGCACACUCGGCGCCUACACGUCUCCCCUCACCAAACACACCCGGACAAUAACACUCACCUCUCAAUGACUGUGCAGCCUCUGUGUCGUGGGCCAAACAGAGGCGCUUCCGGCUGUGGGAUAAAUGGGGCAAGUGGCGCGCAAUGGGGCCACCACGUGACCGGGACUUUCCCAUUUUCCGGUUCUGUAGUUAUUUUGUGGUUUAUUAUGUUUUCAGAGUUGUUUCAGUUACCUUAAGUUGGGUAAUUUGUUUUGUGUAAUUUUGGUUUAAUUGUAUUAUGGAUUUUGUUCUUCCUUAUGGUUAUUUUUGCCUUUUCUUAUUUACCCCCCCCUACAAGUAACUUUUGGUUUGCCCGGGGGAGGGGCUAGGGGGGUAUAUAUAGGGGCCCUGAGUUGAACAGGGGGAGAGAGAG